AUGCUCUAUGCUACUGAUGGCGUUUCCAGCGACGAUGAUUUCCAAAAGGCCAUGGUCGGAGUUGCCAGCGUAUGGUACGAAGGCAAUCCAUGCAAUCGACAUCUCCUCGGACUGGGCCAGGCGGCCAAAAAGUCCCUGACAGAUGCUGGGAUAAUUGGCUACCAGUUCGGCACGGUGGGCGUCAGCGAUGGGAUCAGCAUGGGAACACGAGGGAUGUCGUACUCCCUGCAAUCGCGCGACCUCAUCGCAGACCAGGUCGAGACCGCGGCUGGCGGUCACUGGCUUGACGGGAUGGUUGUCAUCCCCGGGUGCGACAAGAACAUGCCCGGCGUGCUCAUGGCGCUUGGGCGUCUGAACCGACCUGGCCUGAUGGUGUACGGGGGGACAAUUCGUGCAGGCUCGUGCGCUGGUGCGCCGCAGCUGGACAUCGUCUCUGCGUUUCAGGCGUACGGGCAGUACCUGCAGGACGGCAAGACAGAGGCGGCCGAGCGGGAGCGGUACGACACGAUCCGGCACGCGUGUCCUGGGCCGGGCGCGUGCGGCGGGAUGUACACGGCGAACACGAUGGCGAGUGCGGCGGAGGCGAUGGGGAUGACGCUGCCGGGCUCGUCGUCGUUCCCGGCCGAGUCGGCGGAGAAGGAGGCGGAGUGCCGGAGCAUCGGCGGCGUGAUGCGCGGCCUGCUCGAGAAGAACCUCCUGCCGCGUGACAUCAUGACGCGCUCUGCGUUUGAGAACGCCAUGGUCCUCACCAUGAUUCUUGGUGGCUCGACCAACGCCGUCCUCCACCUCAUCGCCAUCGCCCACUCGGUCGGCAUCGAGCUCACCCUCGACGACUUCCAGGCCGUCUCAGAUCGCGUCCCCUUCAUCGCAAACCUCAAACCCAGCGGCCAGUAUGUCAUGGAAGAUGUGUAUAAGCUCGGCGGAAUCCCCAAGAUCUUGGCAUAUUUGCUAAAGAACAACCUCAUCGAUGGUGAGACCAUGACUGUGACAGGUCUCACCCUGGGCGAAAACCUCGACAGAUGGACCCACAAGUAUGGCGAGCUGUCAUUUACCAAUCAAGACAUCAUUCGGCCCCUAGAGAAGCCAAUCAAGGAGACUGGCCAUCUCAGAAUUCUACGCGGAAACCUUGCGCCCGGUGGUGCAGUCGCAAAGAUCACAGGGAAGGAAGGACUCGGCUUCACGGGCAAAGCUCGUGCAUUUGAUAUCGAAGAUGACUUUGUUACCGCUGUCGAGAGCGGGUCAAUCAAGAAGGGUGAGAAGACCGUCGUCGUCCUCAGAUACCUCGGCCCGAAGGGUGGACCAGUCUCAUCAUGGGCGCUGGACUCGGUCACGAUGUUGCGUGCCUAA
Molecule: messenger RNA, 1347 nt
Organism: Fibroporia radiculosa
Lineage: Eukaryota; Fungi; Basidiomycota; Agaricomycetes; Polyporales; Fibroporiaceae
Exons: 10
Coding region: 1-1347 (448 amino acids)
Biological process (GO): branched-chain amino acid biosynthetic process
Cellular component (GO): mitochondrion
Molecular function (GO): dihydroxy-acid dehydratase activity
Source: RefSeq, a predicted model, not a curated record